This is a messenger RNA of Agrilus planipennis (emerald ash borer), 2492 nucleotides long. Its product is annotated as hypoxia-inducible factor 1-alpha-like. The transcript has 8 exons. Gene Ontology annotation, molecular function: protein binding; DNA-binding transcription factor activity, RNA polymerase II-specific; RNA polymerase II transcription regulatory region sequence-specific DNA binding. The coding region runs from base 1 to 1767 and encodes 588 amino acids. Gene Ontology annotation, biological process: regulation of transcription by RNA polymerase II; cellular response to hypoxia. Lineage: Eukaryota; Metazoa; Arthropoda; Insecta; Coleoptera; Buprestidae. The record is from RefSeq and is a predicted model, not a curated record.
AUGUACUGCAACAUACAGGUUGAUCUCAUGGGGCAGAAUUUAUACGAAUAUAGUCACCCUUGUGAUCAUGAGGAGUUCAAAGAAAUCCUUUCUGCCCUAUUUUCGAAAGGUCAGUGUGAAACCAGCAGAUACAGAUUUUUGGCGAAAACCGGCGGUUACGUGUGGGUAUUAACCCAAGCCACCCUGAUUCAUGAUAAACUGCAGAAACCUCAGAGCGUCGUGUGCGUCAACUACGUGAUAAGUGGUAUCGAAUGCGAAGACGAAAUCUACUCGUCGACACAGUUGUUGUCGUCGUCGUCGGUAAAAUCGCCUCCGUCUCCUCCAAAGAAGAACGAAUUGUGUCCGAAAGUUUUCAAAGAAGAGCCCUUGCCGGAACUCAUUCUUCCGCCUCAGCCACCUAUAAAGGCAACCCCCAAGGUGCACAGACCUCAGACGGUCACCGCGAAAUUGUUCGGUGAACCGGUCAAUCAAUCACAAUCGCCUCAACAUCAUCCUCCUCUUGUACGCCCGCAAACUGCAACGUUCAAAAUCUUCGCACCUCGUACCGAAGACAUGAGCAAGGGCUUUUUGACUUUCUCAGAGGAAGAACCAGGAUUGACAUUAUUAAAGGAUGAACCAGACGAUUUGACGCAUUUGGCCCCCGUGGCGGGCGAUGUGUGCAUUUCAUUGGAAGAACAUCCGUAUUUGACGGACGUCCUAGACGAAUUUUUCUUAAAAGACAAUUUUGCACCCCUUUUAAACGAUGAACCGUCUGAUCCCUUCAUAUCUUAUCGGGAUUCGUGCGAUCCAUCCCCGCAGUUAUUGUCACCAAACACGGCUUCCAAGAGUUCGGAUUCGAGCAUGUCAUCGUUAAGUAGUCCUGCUGGAGAACCUUUGAGCGAGGAAGAUCGUAUGUCAUCGUUCAUGUCUCUCCAGCUUGAGGACGAUGAUCCUGACUUGCUCAUGAAAGCCCCUUAUAUCCCUAUGGAUAUGGGAGACGAUCUGCCUCUGCUCAUUCCAGAUGAUCUGGUCUGGAAUAGCAGUGCAGAGAAAAAAUGCACCAAAGAAAUGGAAAAGGCUGCCCCCGACGUAAACUCCAGCCUGGCACAACUUCUGUGUUCCAGCACAAAUAAGCACGGGCCAAAAUCGAUCGAUAAAGGCGGGGGCAACAGCAUGCAAAUCGAUUACGAAAGUUUUCCGGAAGAUAAGAAAUGCAACUGGACUUCUUCCAAAUCGUCAGAGAAAAAGGAACGCAAUUCUAACGACUCGUUCGGUAAUAAACGUACUAACUCUUCAAGUUUCGGAGCCAUCAGUAAUAAAAGAAUAAAGAGCGAGUCGAAGGAAAAAAUGUCCCCGGAACUUUUACAGCAGCUCAUGCUGAAUAACACCCAAAGGGGCAAGUCAAAAGGCAAAUCCAAUUGGUUAUUGGAUUCGGGUCAGAAGGCCGCUUGUAUUAGUCAGCCGAGCGAUAGUGUUCUCAUGAACCUCCUGAAUGAAUCGAAUGAUACAACAGCACCGAAAAGUGUUGAGGAGAAGUUAACGGGGCAGCUCAGCAUUCCUUUUGACAGGAAUCGAACGAAACCUCCAGACACCGUUUCACCGCAUCAGUUUCUGUUGAGGAAAAACUCAUUAUCCCUUCUGGAUCCAGAGGCAACUUCCAUAGCAUCUCUUCUGGACCUCACGCGACAGGAUUACGAAGUAAACGCACCUGUUAAAAGCCUCAUAUUGCAGGGAGAAGAAUUGCUCAAAGCCUUGGAAGGUAGUCCUCACCUUGCUGGUGUCCAGUAAAGGUAAUAGGAGGUUCGAAUUCGGUGUGUAAUAUACAUAUAUACAUAUACGACAGUAAGUAAAUGGUAAGAUGUUAAAAAUAAACUGGUUAAAGUACUAGGCUACGGUUAAAUUAAUUAGGAGGUGAUGCAACUGGCAAGGGACUGUACACGUACACUGGUGUUGAUUGAACGUUUUAUGGAGUUUUGUCUUAAUGCUCUCUCUGUAUACAAAAAUGUGAACUAUCAAUGUUACAUAUUUUGCUACAGGACCAUCGUAUUACCUCCAAGACUUUUUGUACACAGAAUAAUUAUAUCAUAAUACAUAUUAUCUAGCAUUUGGUAGAAUAAGAAUAACUCAUUAUAAUAAUUUUUGGUACUCUUACUGCCAUAUGUAAUAACUAUUGUUAAUUGAAAAGUUUAUUAAUCCAUUUCUUUGUUGCUAUUCUAAACUAUUUGAUUAGUUAACGUUAAAAAAAUUACAUAUAUAUUAUUAUAUGCGGAAUUGUUUUCCGAAUUGGGUGUUAUUUAGAUCUGCAUAAGUAUGUUUGUAAAAUAAGUGCAUAUAUUAUUUACUUGUAAAAAAUUUAUCAAGAACUUUUAACCGUCAAGGACAUUUUUAACAUAUAAAAAUGUUCGUUAAUGUAAUAUGUCCCUCAACUUGGUAUAGUAGGUCGGGAUAGAAAAGAAAAUAUCGCCAUAAGAUGUUAUUUUCUUCUAAAUGUAAAUAAAGUAUGUUUUAAUUAC